This is a messenger RNA of Hemibagrus wyckioides, 3362 nucleotides long. It is a transcript of the gene tefb, whose product is annotated as TEF transcription factor, PAR bZIP family member b. The transcript is spliced from 4 exons. Gene Ontology annotation, cellular component: nucleus. Gene Ontology annotation, molecular function: RNA polymerase II cis-regulatory region sequence-specific DNA binding; DNA-binding transcription factor activity, RNA polymerase II-specific. Lineage: Eukaryota; Metazoa; Chordata; Actinopteri; Siluriformes; Bagridae. The record is from RefSeq and is a predicted model, not a curated record. Bases 437 to 1402 code for a protein of 321 amino acids. Gene Ontology annotation, biological process: regulation of transcription by RNA polymerase II.
UUUACUCGGAUAGUUCAUUAAACGGAUCCUAUAUUUCUGACAGUGAGCGACGACGUGCACGCGCUCGCGCGCCUCCGCGUAAUCCGCGUCCUCUUGCUUGUGCUCAAAGAAGCUCUCGCGCGCUGAAUUUACGCUGACCAAUAGACGUGCGAGGACCGGCUGCCCUCUCAUUAACAUUCAUAAGCUGUUGGACCAAUCGGCGUUUGGCUCGCUUUUAUAAGCGCGCACGUAUUAUGAAUAUGCGAAAAUAUGUAAAUUUCACGCCGUGGCAGUGGUGAAAGAGCUAGCCAGCGAGGUGUUUUGUUUUUCUUUGGUCCAGCAUCAUCAUUUCGGGCAGGUAUAACGGUCAGUUAAGACGCCGAGGUUGGUCACUGUCGUCUUAAUUGCCGUUUUUGUUCUCUUAUUUUCCUGACAAUUUUGCCCACAGUGUUGAAUUAUGCCCGGACAGACGGCGGUUACUCUCCCCGUUGCUCCUAGCAACAGCAAUCCGCAAAAGCCUUUGCCUUUAGUUUUGAAGAAAAUAAUGGACAUCCUUCCUCCUAAUAUACUCGAGGACGGAGAAGACGAGAUAGAGAAGGAGAAGCUGAGCUCCGUCGGCGAUGGGGAGUCUUGCGGAGACGGAGGCGGGGGCGGAGGAUCCGGGGGCGCGGGCGGAGUUUCUGCCUCGCUCACUCCCACAAUUUGGGACAAGACCAUUCCUUACGACGGCGAGAACUUCCACCUGGAGUACAUGGAUCUGGAUGAGUUCCUGCUGGAGAACCAAAUACCUGCAGCCCUGGAGGAGGAGCUGCACAAGAGCCUGGAGCAGGAGGCUCAGGGUUCCCCCGCCGUCCCAGAAGUCUCGGGGGCCGUCCCACAGGUGCCCGGGGAAACGGAGAAAGCUGCAGAAGUGAGGAAGAUAAAAGGGGAGGACGAGAGAUGUGAUGGUGGAAUAGCUGAGCUGCAGGUGAUGGCGCAUGCCACAGAGCCUAAAGCAAAGCCCGAGCGUGCCACUCCGUCUCCGGUCAACCCGGAGGACAUCGAGGUGAGCGUAAAUUUCCAGCCAGACCCGGCGGACCUGGUGCUGUCCAGCAUUCCGGGAGGAGAGCUGUUUAACCCACGUAAACACCGCUUCAGUGAGGACGAGCUCAAACCGCAGCCUAUGAUCAAGAAGGCCAAGAAGGUGUUUGUUCCAGAGGACUCCAAGGAUGAGAAGUACUGGGUGAGGAGGAAGAAGAACAACCAGGCAGCGAAGCGUUCCCGUGACGCGCGCCGCCUGAAGGAGAACCAGAUCGCCGUGCGCGCCAGUUUCCUGGAGCGGGAGAACGCAGCGCUGCGGCAGGAAGUGGCCGAGCUGAGGAAGAACUGCAGCCGCUGCAAGAAGAUCAUGGCUCUCUACGAGGCCAAGUACGGCCCUCUGUAAGGACAGAAGCUCAGCAGCACACACGGCAGGCUAACAUCAACACGAGCUGCAAACUGUCUGUCUCUAUACACACACAGGAAAUUCAGGAGGCGUGGCUGGGGUGGGGAUGCUGACAUAAAGAGCAGCUCACACACACACACACACAUACACACACACAUGUUGUUUUUAAUUCCAGAUAUUAAUUUUUACUGUAAACAAAUUUCGUGGCUGUGUAAUUUCAUCUGGAAACACUGGACCAAAGCAUGAAACACCCCCCACCCCACCCCACCCCAUCCAAAAGAUCUCUCUCAUUUUCAUUUUCACCUUCUGACUGAGCCGUGUCUCAGUAGCAGGAAGUGAUGUCAUCUCGCACGAACGCGUGAUCUUAAGACGCUCCUCAUAACCGAGCGAGCAAACCGAACAUAAAGCUCAGAUUAAGCUAGAUUGAUCUAGCAGAGGAGUCGCGACAGAGUUGAGCUUUUACACAGGAACUGGAAUCAGUUAUACAGGUAGCUAACACUAACGUUAUCCUUUAGCGGUGCUUCCUGUUCUUUUUCCUCACAUUUGGACCUCCUGCCUCUGAGGGCGAGGAUGUUUUGAAAUUCUUUCGUAUAGAGACACGAUUACAGUGUCAGAUUUUUUUUUCUUGCUAAUGAAGGCUUGAGCAGCAGCAUCAUCAUCAGCAGUAUGUUUUGUCAGUCGCCCCCUAGUGGACAAACAGAAAACUCUCUUUCUCUUUUUUUUUAGUGUAAUAUCUUUUAAUGUCCUUCGGUACGAUCAUCAACCAUGAGACGAUUCCAGUGCUGAUUUAGUCGACCGGAUUAAGAGCUUGAUCACACCGGUUUGUACUCGUUAAACCAAUUAAAGCUCACAGCCAAUGAGGAACACGUCAGAUUUAUUUAACAAACAAAUUUUAGAAAACCAUAAAACAUGGCUACGAUUCUCCGUUGCUGUUACAGACAUUUAUAGGAUUUUUAUUUAUUGUUUUUAGUUCCCAUCUUUGUCAUAAGAAAGCGGGUAUGAGAGGGAACAUUUGCAACAUUUUAGAGGAAAGUGUGUGUGUGUGUGAGAGAGAAGCGCAUGGUGAGAAACACAUUCUGUCCCACUUUCCCCUCUGGAGUGAUGCGCAUGCUCCAGCACGACCUGACGGUGGUGUGUGAGGAGCAGAUUGAUUUAUUUAUUCACUCAGUGUGUGUGUGUGUGUGUGUGUGUGUGUGUGUGUGUGUGUGUGUGUUAACUGACCUGCAACUUCUACACUUUUUCUCCUGAUCGAGUGUUUUGUAAGAUAAGAAAAGAGGGUUUUUUUUCCCCACACACGAAAAAUCUGUUUGUUUUCUGUUAUGAAGCAACACACACACACAGGCAGUGGUGUAUUAUCAGAGUAAGGCAGGGACUGUUAUUCUUCCUGAUGACUGCAGUCUUUUCCCUCUUUCUUUCUCUCUCUUUUUCUCUCUCUCUCCCUCCACAUCUUUACUGUUAAACAGCAUGGAGGUGAUUUUUACCAGAUGUUCUGCAUGAGAUCUUUGUAAAUACACCAGUCCUUGAAAUCCUCUUCUUCCACCUUGGCUGUAGUGAUAAAUAACCGUUUCUUUUUCUAAGUGAUGCCUAGUGUUCUGCGUUCUCGUUAGUGAUGUGAACACUGAUAUUUUAAUAAUCUAGCAGAUUUAAAUAAAAAAAAAAAAGGUCUAUAUUUUACAAUAUUCUAUAUGUGGUACAGAGUAUAAUCCAGUUGUUGUGCAGGGAUUUUUAAUCAUAAACUGUGAGCAGUGCAAUGGGCUUUUGUUCUCCCCAAAAACCAGGGCAAUACCACGGACACGUCUAAUCUACUGACCAGGAAGACCUGUGUUUUAAAGGAGAGGGUUACCAUGAGGCUCUCCAACAGGGGGCGCUGUGUGGAGACAGACACAGAACCAGUGGGUGUGAGAGAGAGAGAGAGAGAGAGAGAGAGAGAGAGAGAGAGAGAGAGAGAGAGAGAGAGAGA